This is a messenger RNA of Zymoseptoria tritici IPO323, 2005 nucleotides long. RefSeq lists its product as uncharacterized. The record is from RefSeq and is a predicted model, not a curated record. Bases 272 to 2005 code for a protein of 577 amino acids. NCBI's taxonomy places the organism in Eukaryota, Fungi, Ascomycota, Dothideomycetes, Mycosphaerellales, Mycosphaerellaceae. The transcript has 3 exons. Gene Ontology annotation, molecular function: NADP binding; flavin adenine dinucleotide binding.
AAGUAGACCUGGCUUACCCAAUCAUCAAUGCUUUCGCCGCUUGAUGAUCAGGCGGAGGGCGAUGUAGGAUUCUGAUCCUUCGUCGAUCUCUACGUCUCUGUCCGCUUGACCAACUUACCCUCGUACCAUCAUACUGCGUCAAAGGUAUGCUGACCUUCCAGGCAGCGUCGACGACCACGUCCAGAUCUUGCGUCCACCUCGACGGGUAGGUCAUCUCGACCGAGCUCACAGCGGUCGUGUACGAGCAAGACCUCAAAAGGAACGCAAGAAGAUGAGCUCCGAACCGCUCCUCGAUCUACUUAUCAUUGGAGCCGGCCUCUCAGGCCUAGCUGUCGCACGCUUCUAUCUCUCCAUCCACCCGCUCGCACGUGUCCUGGUGCUCGAGAAGUCAUCCUCCGUUGGAGGACCAUGGGGUCGCAAGCGAGCAUACCCGGGAUUCUGGUCUCAAAGUGGAAUUCGAAUGUCAGGAUUUUCGGACGUACCGCUGACUGUGCCUCCGGAAGCGGACGUUUUCAAUGAUAUUUUCGAAGCGAGGUAUGUGACCGAUUACUUGGAGAGAUGUCUCGAUGAGCAUGUCUAUGAUGGAAGGACGUUGAGGGAGAGAGUGAGGACCGGCGUCGGGGUAGAGAGAGUGGUGAAGCUGGAUGGGGUCUGGACAGUUGACGGUGCGAUGCGUGACAGUGGCGAGCGGCCAACAUUGCGAACGAAACGACUCAUCGUCGCCACCGGCAUGACUUCUGAUCCACGGAUGCCCUUGUUCGCGGGCCAAGACGAAUUUGACGGUCGUAUCCUGCAUCAGAAAGACUACGGCCGAGUCCUCUCGGAAGGAGUGUCAUCUCAUCUCAAAAUCGCCGUCUUGGGCGCCGGGAAGUCCGCAGCAGAUAUCGUUUAUGGGCUCGCCAAGGCCGGAAACGAAGUUCACUGGAUCAUUCGAAAGUCUGGCACAGGUCCUGGAGCGUUCACGAACCCGGCCGAGAACGCGAAAGGGCCGUUCUUGAAUGAUCCAGAACUGGCAGCUACGAGACUCUUUGCAACGUUGAGUCCGUCGUGCUUCAAUACGCCGAAUUGGUGGACGCGGUUCUUGCACAAUACUGCCAUGGGAGAGACUCUGGUCAAAGGAGUCUGGGAUGGGGCGGAUGCCAAGUGCAAGCGGAUAGGCAACUUUCAUGAACGGGAAGGAGCGCGAGAGGGCUUUAGAAUGCUGGAGAGCGACGUGAGCCUCUUCUGGUGCACAGGACCGUUCGGCAUGAUCCAACGCCCCGACUUCUGGGACACAAUCGCGAGGAAUGUCCGCGUCCAUCGCCAUGACAUCGAGCGUCUAGCCGACCACAUAGUCGUCCUACAAGAUGGGCCUUCUCUCCCCAUUGACAUCAUCAUAUGCGCAACCGGCUUCACCAACGAGUAUCCCUUCUUCACCUCUCAGCAAAAAGUCGACCUCGGCCUCCCACAUACUGUCUCCGACUCCGCGGAUGAAAAGGAAUGGGUCGGUCUCGAAGCAGCAGCAGAUAUGGAAGUUCUUAGCAGAUACCCAAAACUGGCACAUGCCCCAGCGACGAAACAGAACCAUCUCACCAAGAACUCAACGCCCAAUCGGCUCUACAACAACAUCGCCCCGCUAUCCGACCGCUCGAUUGCCUUUGUCGGCAACGUCUACGCACCGAACGGCUUCCGCGUAGCAGAAGUGCAAGCGAUCUGGACCACCGCUCUGUUCGACGGACUGAUCCAAUUACCCUCGAUAGACGCCAUGCGGAAGGAGAUAGCGUGGGUGAAUGCGUUUAUGAAGCGGCGGUAUCCGACGCAUGGAGCUGGAGGGAACUAUUUACAGUAUGAUAUGAUGGGUUACAUAGAUCGAUUGCUAGGCGAGGUGGGAUUGAAGUCGCAUUUACAGGUUUGGUGGUGGAGGCGAUGGAUGUUUCCCAUGAUCGCGGCGGAUCUGGGAAGUGUUGCGGAGGAGUUUGAGGAGAAGUAUCGCUUUGCCGCGCGUGCCACGGCAUCAUACCCGUAG